Molecule: messenger RNA, 1102 nt
Organism: Hippocampus zosterae (dwarf seahorse)
Lineage: Eukaryota; Metazoa; Chordata; Actinopteri; Syngnathiformes; Syngnathidae
Gene: gar1
Product: GAR1 homolog, ribonucleoprotein
Exons: 7
Coding region: 124-792 (222 amino acids)
Biological process (GO): ribosome biogenesis; snoRNA guided rRNA pseudouridine synthesis
Cellular component (GO): box H/ACA snoRNP complex
Molecular function (GO): box H/ACA snoRNA binding
Source: RefSeq, a predicted model, not a curated record
CUUUGCGUCUCUCUUCACCACACUGACAACAAACAGCUUUACGGCCGAAUGUAGUCACACGUGUUGUUGCACAGAGAACUAGGAGUUUUUAGUCGCUGCCCAAGUUAUUGAUCAUUUUAAAGAAUGUCUUAUAGAGGAGGCGGCGGAAGAGGUGGAGGUUUUAACAGGGGUGGUAGAGGAGGCUUCGGCGGCGGCAGAGGAGGCUUCGGCGGUGGGAGAGGAGGCUUCGGCGGCCGUGGUGGAGGUCGCGGUGGUUUCAGACAGCAAGACUAUGGACCGCCCGAAUACGUUGUUGCUUUGGGAGAGUUUGUGCAUCCCUGUGAGGACGACAUUGUGUGCAAAUCCACGACUGAGGAAAACAAGGUUCCCUACUUCAACGCACCAGUAUACCUGGAAAACAAGGAGCAGAUCGGAAAAGUGGAUGAGAUAUUUGGACAACUGCGGGAAUUUUAUUUUUCCGUCAAACUAUCUGAAAACAUGAAGGCAUCUUCGUUUAAGAAACUGCAGAAGUUUUAUAUAGAUCCAAUGAAGCUCCUUCCGCUGCAGAGGUUCCUCCCAAGACCGCCUGGCGAAAAGGGUCCACCAAGAGGGGGCCGAGGAGGGGGUAGAGGUGGUGGACGGGGAGGCGGUCGUGGAGGUGGAUUCCGGGGUGGAAGGGGGGGAGGUGGCAGAGGUGGAGGUUUUGGGGCAGGUGGGAGAGGUGGAGGUUUCGGGGGAGGAGGACGUGGAGGUGGCGGCUUCAGAGGAAGAGGAGGAGGUGGCGGAGGACGUGGAUUCAGAGGUGGAAGAUGAUCUUCUGUGGGUCUACCUUUUAUCCCAGUCCUCUGUGAAGGUGACAAAGUCGGACAUUGCCUCUUCAUUGGAUUCACUUUAUUUAGGUUUUUUUUUCUCAUAAGUGAUGUACUUUUUUAUUUUAUUUAAAAGGCUUAUAUUCAUGCUUUGGAUAAUUGAUAAACCUCAGUCAUGUCAAAUAAACCUGAACACAUCCAUUGACAAAUUGUCCGUCGUGAUGUAUGGACAAAUGUAAAAAGGGGUGGGGGUUACAGGGUCCUGAUUUCUUACUGCAGAAAAUCAUGUCUUGAUUAAAUAUUUUUGUGUAAAA